Pocillopora meandrina is the source of this 3264-nucleotide messenger RNA. Lineage: Eukaryota; Metazoa; Cnidaria; Anthozoa; Scleractinia; Pocilloporidae. The record is from the annotation of a GenBank genome assembly.
AUGGAGUACUCUUCUGUGGAACGUGAAAUGGAAGCUGAAGCACUGCAAUCAAUCUACGGAGAGGAAAUUGUUUCGGUAAAGAGAUCAGAAGAGAAUCAACCUGUGUCUUAUGAAGUAAACUUUCAACAGAGUAAGACAAAAAUAAUUUUCACAUUACCAGGUGAGAUAACUUUUCUUCAUUAGUUCCCAUAUUCUAAACUUACCUUGGAUUUAUAAUUCUUCAUACGAACAGCCUUAUUAUUCUCGCUACGAUCGCUUUAAACUAGAGUACAUCUUCAAUUUUUCAAGACUGUCCUCUGAGUGGCUAAGAUUUUUCCCACCUGCUUAGCAAGUCUCGACUGCAAUUACUGGCAGACAAAUAACCGGGCUGCAUAAGCCCCUAUUCUAAUUUUCUUGAAGGGUAACCCUUACGCAAUGAUUUACUUACUUGCGUGUAUAAAUGACUCUGUAGUUACAAGACAUAUAUAUCAUCAAGCGAUUAUGCAUCAUAACAUCAGUAUACUUAUUCAUUACUGCGAGGAUCAGUAUACUUAUUCUCCAUAGUGUUCUCUAUACAUUUCCUAAGGACCUGGCACGGAGAAUUUCUUAACCAAUCAAGAGCCUCUUUAGCUGAUGAGCAUUUCUUUUAUUCUGGACCUUGAUAUGUGAUUUGGGGGUGAUAUGUCAAAGUGUUCUGGAUAAAAUAGUACAUCCUAGGGUUUUUUUAGUUUAUUUACCUUAUGAAAGAAAUCUAUGUUUGUGAAGUAUCAUUUAGGAGGUUCUGAAAUUCAGAAGCAUAACUAAUUGUGAUUACUGCAGAGUUCUGUUAAUUUCUUAAAGAGACUUUCUUGUUCCUCCAGAGAACUACCCCAAUAUUGCACCUUCCAUCAGUGUUACACAAGAUAAUCAACCAGCUUAUACAGAAUUGGAAUCACUGUUGUACCACAUUGCACAGGAGAGCUGUGGUGAAGUAAUGAUUUAUAAUCUCACUGAAGAAUCUAAGAACUGGUUAAAGAAAAUGGAAUUGUCUGAAAAACUGAUGCUUUCCUCUCAAGGAGAGAAAAACUCUCCUGACAAUACAGCCAAUAUUUGCAAAUUCUUUCUUGAAGGGAAGUGUAGAUUCGGAGUCAAGUGCUUAAAUAAACAUGGUGAAGGAGUGCAAGCUAAUAGUGGGGUGCAAAAUGUUGAGGAGAGAUCAUCCACCAAUGAUAUUGAAAAGGUAAAAAGUGCAGGAAAGUCUGUUCACAACUCUGGAAAUAGGCAUCAUGAAAAGAAAGAGGUUGUCUUAAACAAGAAGAAACCUCCCAUGAAAACAGCAAGUGAUGUCAUUUCCAGAAUUCAAUGGGACGAGGAGCUUUCACCAAAAGAUUUUGUGGUUGGUUACCUGGAUAGAUUUGUUGGAAUUGUAGAGAAAGACUUCACAGAUCUGUCAUGGGAGGAUCUGGCUUCUGUGGAUCACUUUGUUGACCUUGCCAUUCCUCGUCAUAGAAUUCAGUAUUUCAAGUACCUGGGGGAAAUUGUUUGGGACAAACGGGAACGUAUUGAUAGAGUCUUUGGAUCUACAGGAAGCAAUGAGACCAUUCUGGAUGUCAAAGAGAGGAUCAGUAUGCCGCAAAACUCUGAUCAAGAGCAAGUCACAGAGGAAACAGUACCUGAUACUGGAGUUGUUUCCAAUGCUUCAGAGCUUCUUAAAGUGAAGUCUGUUAAAGAAAAGAAUGGACCAAAUUAUUUCAUUGCAAUUCAGAUUUCAGAUGAGGGAAUAAUUGAAAACAUUAACAAGGUGAGUUUAGAAUUUAAUUGGAGGGAAUUGUAACCCUUUAAAUUCCAAGACCUCAUUAUGAUUUCUCCUUACUGUCAGCUUUACAAUUCUUAUCAUGUUAGUUCUGAGAAUUUUGUAUUGUACCAACUCAUAAUCCCCAAAUUGAUAUUUGUCUUUAUUCCCAUUACUUGUCUGGUUGAUAUUGUAUCGAUAUUGUUUGCCAAAUAAUGCAUUGAAAAUUUGAGGAGAAGUUACAUAAUGGUCACUUCUGUAAUUCAAAGGGUUUAAUAAAACUACCUUUGUUUUUGCAGAUCCAAAGUAUGAUCCACCUAGAGCUUGGCCAAGAAGCAGAGUAUGAAGUAACGCCAAGUCAAAGCUUACACAUCACCUUGCUAAUGUUAACUCUGAAGAAUGAAGAUGACAUAGCCACUGCUAAGAGCAUUCUCAAGUCAAUCCAACCUUUGUUGGUGUCCCUUCUUCCACUCAGGCAUAAACUAAAAAUCAAUGGUCUUGGACAGUUUCACAACAGAAUUCUUUAUGCCAAAGUUGAUCCUGAUGACAGGUUGUUGAAAAUUGUCCAAGCAUUGAAAUUUAAGUUUGGAAAGGCUGGAAUAAGUUUGGAAGGAAACCGAGAUCAGUUUGUACCUCAUCUUACUAUCAUAAGAGGAAGGUCUUUAACUGAUGAGUUACUUAGAAAGUUGCAGGAGUUAAUGAAAUCUAACCUUGAAUUUGGAGAACAGGCUGUAGAGUCUCUCAUUCUGUUCUCCAGAUGUCUGCCAAAAGCUGUCGACGGUACUCAUCAGAAAGUUUCAGCAGUGGAAAACUCCUUGAAGGCACUGUCUUCCACUUUACCACCAAAGUUCUGCCAAUAUGCAGAUUAUUUGUUUGAAAAGAAAGAGAUUUGUGAGGAUGAAAGAAAUAAAAUCAAAGCACUUUUUCAGUCAGGGAAUGCUUCAGAGAUGGACAAGGGUCUUGCAAAACUGACAGAACUAGGUAACUCUUUUCAAGAUACAGGUAGAGUUGUUAUAAUAAUGAGAGGCAUUCCUGGAAGUGGAAAAACACAUCUUGUUGAAAACUCAGAAGCCAGAGAAUCAGAUGGAUUAACAUAUUGUAAUUCAAGACAGUUAUUUCAAAAGAAAGGUGCUAUAGCCUUAGAUCUCUGUGAACUAAACAUUGCUGAGGCUUACUGUCGCUCUUGUUUCCUGGAUGCUAUGGCAAAUUUAUGCCCUUUUGUCGUAGUGGAUGGUGUCUACACCAAGUGUUGGGAGUAUGCAGUGUACAAGAGUCUUGGUCAAGCCUUUGGUUACACAUGUCAUGUGCUUGAGGUAAGAGUGUCCGAGCCUGAAGACAUCAAGUCAUGUCAUCAAAACUGUAAUUCUGAACUGCAACUGAAGCAGCUUCUGGAGUAUGUGCAAGAUUGGGAGAAAGACACAACAGCUACCAUUAUUGAACCCUGGUUCACAAAUUUGGACCAUGUAACAUUUACAGAGAAAGUUUCACUCACAGAACUGUUGAAAAACUUUUGA